This is a messenger RNA of Thalassophryne amazonica, 3711 nucleotides long. RefSeq names its product putative homeodomain transcription factor 1 (gene phtf1). The transcript has 17 exons. Gene Ontology annotation, cellular component: endoplasmic reticulum. Lineage: Eukaryota; Metazoa; Chordata; Actinopteri; Batrachoidiformes; Batrachoididae. The record is from RefSeq and is a predicted model, not a curated record. Bases 443 to 2515 code for a protein of 690 amino acids.
AGACGGACGCGAAUGUGCCUGACAGAAAAACCGAGUGGCGUCAAGAUAAGUCCGUACAAAAACAGCAAACCCGGAAAUGAGCAAGAUUGAGCUAGUUUUAUUUUAUAACGAAAUUGGGUGGAAAACGGGAAUUUUAUUUAUUAGAAUUGCCUUCAUCGGAGAAAGAAAAUAUUAUAUUGCGCUCCUGCUUUUUUGUGAGGAAAACCGUCGUCUUGUUAGGGGACGACAUCGGUUAGCUAGCUGUAUCGUAUCGAUCCAGUCUUAUUGAUUAUUGUGAUGAUUACAUAACGAUUUCUUCCCGUUCCUGCAAAAUGAACCACUUACACUCAGGCUCCACGUGGACUGGCUCGUGUUUUUGUUUGGUGAACUAAUCUGGAUCGGUGCCAGUGUGUUCGCUACUAAAUGACCUGAUUUAGUUAACUGGUUCCAACAUCAAGUGACAAUGACCAGCAUAGCCUGGUAUCAAGAGAAGAUCGGUGCCUAUGAUCAGCAAAUCUGGGAGAAAUCUUUGGAGCAGGCUGAUUUAAAUGGCUUGGACAGCAAACCAAAGAAGAUGGGCCAUAUCAAAUCAGAUCUCAUCGAUGUGGAUUUAGUAAGAGGAUCCACAUUCAGCAAAGCCAAACCCGAGAGUCCCUGGACAGCGCUGACUCGUAAAGGCCUGGUCAGAGUGCUUCUGUUCCCUUUUUUCUUUCAGUGGUGGAUCCAAGUGACGUCCAUGUCCAUCUCCUCAUGUAUCCUUGUGCUCUACUUCAUGCAAGUGGCAGCAAUGGUGCUGUACUUGGAUGUCCCUGGGGCGAGUGCCAGCGAGGUGUUCAUGCCCAUGUGUCUGAUGCUGCUUUUGGGUACCGUGCACUGCCAGAUUGUGUCCACUGAAUCCAGCCGGUGGCCGGCGAACAGUCCAGCCGCCAGCAACACUACCAGCCCUGCACGAAGAAGAAGGCCGAGGAAGGCCAGAGGACUAAAAAAACCAGAAGGGAGGAAUGACAGUGGGGACACAAAGCAGCAGGAGAACUGGCAAUCUGACGAAGGCCAGCGACCUUACAGAAAGGAGGAGCAGAGGCUGUCACAGAAUCAAAGAAAGUCAGGCUUUGGGGCAUCUGACGAGCUUUCCAGUGAGGAGGAGGAAGGAUUACAAUCAGUGGAUAUCAUUCAUUCCUUACCUCAAGAAAGAGAGUUGUCUGCAGCCUGGUCGACAUCAACAAACAUGUCUUCUGUUAGGAAGAGAAAUCCAAAGUCUUUCUCCAAACCAGCCCUUAGACCUCAGGAUGGAAAUGCAGCAACUCUGAGAGAGAGGCCUCCAGCACUGGAGCACCUCUGUGCAAGUGUGGCCUCCCGCCCUGCCUCCGAUACAGACGACACAAUGUGGGAGGAGCUUCUCCAAGGGCCUGACUCUGCAUCCUCAGGGAGCAGUGACAGUGAGGGAAAUGGGAGAUACAGCGCUAACAUGGUCCACCAACAAAACGCCAGUCUGAGCAGCGAUGAUGAGAGCCUGCAACAGAACCAGCUGUCUUGGCUGCAGGCCUGCCACCCAUCCAGAGACCGUGUCAGUGCCAUCAUAUGGGAGCAAGGCGAGUGUAAGAAAGCUGACAUGUCAGUUCUGGAGAUCAGUGGGAUCAUCCUGUUGCGGGUGAAGUUGGUGGAGCAGGGGGUGGGCUACCUCAUAUUUGGUGGAUUGGUGACCGCCACACUAGUGCUGCUUCCCUUAGCCUUCCGCUUGGGCCAGCAUCUUAAUGUAUCAACCGUGAACUCACUGUCACUGACAGAGCUGGUAAAAAUGACAGUGGGCCCUCCUGAUGUGCAGGCGUACACAUUUUAUUUCAUCACAUCGGUGCAAAGAGUCUGCCUCACUGGUCUGUUCUUCUUCAUGAUGUGUGUGGCUGAGAGAACCUACAAACAGAGAUUAUUAUUUGCUAAAUUCUUCAGCCAUAUCACUUCAGCCCGGAAGGCCAAGAAAUCUGAGAUCCCUCAUUUCAGGCUGAAGAAAGUGCAGAACAUUAAAAUGUGGCUGUCACUGCGCUCUUUCCUCAGGAGACGAGGUCCUCAGCGAUCUGUUGACGUCAUCGUCUCCACAAUCUUCCUUUUAGCACUUUCCAUUUCAUUCAUUAUUUGUGCACAGCUUCUGCACAGCCAUAAAACAUUCCUGGAGUCACUGACAAACUGGGAGCUGAUGGUUUGGGGCUCGUCCCUUCUCCUCUUUCUGCUGCGACUCGCCACACUGGGCUCAGAGACCAACUGCAAAUACAGCAACUCCUCAGUACUGCUGACCGAGCAGAUUAAUCUGUAUCUCAAGAUGGAGAAAAAGCCCAAUAAGAAAGAAGAGCUCAACAUCGUGAACAAUGUUUUAAAAUUGGCGACAAAGCUGAUGAAGGAGCUGGAUGCUCCUUUCCGGCUGCUGGGUCUGACCGUGAACCCUCUGAUCUAUAACAUCACUAAAGUGGUCAUCCUGUCCGCUGUGUCUGCUGUGGUCAGCGAUCUGUUCGGCUUCAACAUUAGACUGUGGAAAAUCAAGCCAUAAUGUGAAAACCGCCGAGCACCAGAGACUCUAGUUCCGGCUAUCUGCCGCAGUCGGCUGUUCGUCUGCAAAACCUGUGCGAAUCUACUGACAGUACAUCUGUGCCUUCCAGCUGAAACGUCUUUCUAGGACUUUCACAAGCCUGAGAUGCUCUGACUAUCGCUCACAUCAGCUUUUGUGGUGAUUAACAUUCCAUUAACAGAGUGCCUAAUAUUUUUGACCUUUGAAUGUCCCUCAGUAUGCGGUUCAAGAUGACUGUCAGCUUUUGUGUUCUGAUGUCUGAGGCAUUCUGAUUUCCACGUGUCUAGUACAGAUGUGUAGAAACAAAUUCACAAAUCAACCAGAAGAAAGCAUCAUCGGAGAAGAAUGCUUCCAAGGAAUUACUGGAUUUCCACUGGAAUGUACUGCACAUUGUUACUAUGACUACUGAUGGGUCGUAUCAAAGCAAGCUUUAACUGGUAACUAGUGUUACCCUUGAUGAUAACUGCUAACCAGUGGUGUUAACAUGACUGUAUAUGAUAGCAGUAACUGCUGUUAACGGCCUGUCAGUUAUAUUAAGUGUCUGUUACAAAUAAUAGUAUGCUCUACAUCUGGAAAUCCAGCAAUUCCUGAAAAACUUUUUUUUUCUUCUUCCCCUGUCAGAGUUUUCUUUAUAGUCUCCACAGCUGCAUGUCAGUGGUAUUUGCAUGUGUCUGUUUGUUAGAUAUUACAGUGUUUAUGUGACUGUCUAAAAUACAGAUUUUAAUCCAGAUCUAAAUUAAUGCAUUCUGGCUCCGGCUGUUCAGCCCUUGAUGUGUACCUUUUUAAACUGUGGAUCCAGAUCUGGAUUUUGUCCCAAAUGUACUUUUGCACUUUUUUUUUUUUUUGAGCAGCCAGUUUAAUUAUUUCCAAAUAUCUCUUAGGCCUCAAUUGCAGAUUAUAAUGUAGACAGUUUGUACUUUUAUUUACGGAUGUUUCUCAUCAGUUUAAAUUAAUUGUAAAACAAUAAGAUGUUUUUAUGUGAAUCUACAUGAGUGGCCAUAUAUUCAUAGAAGUCACUUGGUUUUAACCUCCUGGGGGAAAAUGUUUUUUUUUUUUUUUUUUUUUUUAUUCUUUAGGCACUGCCAUUCAUAUUUGACCACAGUGGAAUAAAAUAACUAUGCACAGACAUAGUUCAAAAAAAUGUUUGAUAUCUGUGAAUAAAGUGUUCCUCUUCCGUG